Messenger RNA from Colletotrichum lupini, 507 nucleotides. RefSeq lists its product as uncharacterized. The record is from RefSeq and is a predicted model, not a curated record. The coding region runs from base 1 to 507 and encodes 168 amino acids. The transcript is spliced from 2 exons. Lineage: Eukaryota; Fungi; Ascomycota; Sordariomycetes; Glomerellales; Glomerellaceae.
AUGGCACCUUCCCUCGAACAAAGAGUCAUUGAGGCACUCGAAAAGUGCUCCACCGACACAGACACUCCCUUCGACGAUGUCUUGGGCGUCGCAUUGAAGGUCACGCAGAAGAUGCUUGAGCAGGCCGAUCCACCCGACACCGCCGCACCAGUUGUCCCAGCUGUGGCAUCUGUCCCUCUCGUCGCUCAGAUCCCUCCUCCAGCUUCUGCUCCAGCUCCUAAGCCUACUGCUACUCGAGUUAUUGCUUCUCUUGUCGCACCUGCCAAUCCUGGUACACCUGGCACUCAUCGAGUUCUGCGUACCGCGCUUCCAUUGGCGAUGGCUUCUGCUCGCAAACAAGCCGCCCGCGAAAGUGUCUCGCCGACCCCGACUGUCGGUGACCAGAACGACGACAGAGACGAGUUCGUCUGCGAGUUCGCUGGCUGUGGACGCUCUUAUGAGCACAAGGGCUCUCGCACCCGGCACUACAAGGUCAACCAUGGCGGUCAGCGUCCCAGAUCGAAGUAA